This is a messenger RNA of Plectropomus leopardus (leopard coralgrouper), 3742 nucleotides long. RefSeq names its product heparanase 2 (gene hpse2). Gene Ontology annotation, molecular function: hydrolase activity, acting on glycosyl bonds. Gene Ontology annotation, cellular component: extracellular matrix; membrane. Gene Ontology annotation, biological process: extracellular matrix organization. NCBI's taxonomy places the organism in Eukaryota, Metazoa, Chordata, Actinopteri, Perciformes, Serranidae. The record is from RefSeq and is a predicted model, not a curated record.
UGCGCACUUGUGAGCAGCUCCCAAAAAUACUGAGAGGGGCGGGGGGAAGAGGGGGUGAGACAACCAGACAGGAAGACAGCUCCAGAUCGAUGAGACCGAGGUGAAAAUCCACCACCUAACUUGGCGGCAGCAAAGUUUGUUUAGUUGUUUUUCCUCCCCUCUUCUUCUCACCUUUAAGCCUCAUUGCGCGCGCACUGAUCCUCUUGCUGUCCAUGAAGAUGCCCAAAUCCUCCCGUUGCGUAUUCCCAUGUUCCUCCCUAUGGCUGGCAUCUUUGGCUACUUUGGUGGUGCAGUCGGUGCUCUCUUCCUCCUACUCUUCUUCCUCUUCCUCCACAUAUCAGAGAUCUACAGCCGGUGGGAAGCGGCCGGGCUUCAUGGAGAGGACGCUGGUUCUCCUGGAUGUCAACACACGCAGUCCGAUCAGAGUCCUCAACGACAACUUCCUCUCUCUUCAGCUGGACCCCUCGAUUAUCAAAGACGGCUGGCUGGACUUUCUGAGCUCCAAGCGGCUCGUAACCUUGGCGCGCGGCCUGUCGCCUGCCUUUCUGCGUUUUGGCGGAAAGCGGACCGACUUCCUGCAGUUCAACAACCAGAAGAACCUCGCCAAGUUCAGAGGGCCGGGGCCAGACUACUACCUGAAGAACUACGAAGAUGAUAUAGUGCGCAGUGACAUUGCAUUGGACAAACAGAAGGGCUGCAAAGUGGCCAACCACCCUGACAUAAUGCUGGAGCUGCAGAGGGAGAAGGCUGCCACCACACAGCUUGUUCUGCUGAAAGAGCAACUGUCCAACAUCUACAGCAACAUUACAAUAACAGCCAGGUCUUUAGACAAACUGUACAACUUUGCUGACUGUGCUGGUCUGCACCUGAUCCUGGGGCUCAACUCGCUGCACAGAAACCCAGACAACUCCUGGAACACCUCCUCUACCCUGAGCCUCCUCAAGUACGGCGCUGGCAAGAAGUACAAUAUCUCCUGGGAGCUGGGCAACGAGCCCAAUGCCUACCGCAGCAUGGUGGGUCGUGCAGUCAACAGCACCCAGUUGGCUCAGGACUACACUAAACUGCGGACCCUGCUGCAGUCUGUGCGCUACUACCACCGAGCUCACCUCUACGGCCCAAAUGCAGGACGACCCCGCAAGAACGCCAUCCUGCUGCUUGAUGGGUUCAUGAAGAAUGCUGGCUCUGUUGUUGAUGCAGUUACGUGGCAACAUUAUUACAUGGACGGCAGAGUGAACAAAGUGGAGGACUUCCUGAAAACCCGUCUGUUGGACACACUGACAGAGCAGAUUAAUAAAGUCACCAAGGUUGUGAACACACAUACUCGAAAGAAGGUGUGGCUGGGGGGACUGGGGCCAGCGUGGGCAGGAGGCAUCAGUAAUCUCUCUGACACAUACGCUGCUGGCUUUCUCUGGGUGAACGCUCUGGGUAUGGCUGCUGUGCAGGGGAUUGAUGUUGUCUUGCGUCACUCAUUCUUUGACUACGGAUACACACACCUUGUGGACCAGAACUUUAACCCUUUACCUGAUUACUGGUUCUCUCUGGUCUUUAAGCGUCUUGUUGGUCCAAGGGUUUUAGCUGUGCGAGUGGCUGGACUGCAGAGGAAGCCUCAACCAGGAAGAGUCAUACGAGACAAACUACGUAUUUACGCCCACUGUACCAGCUAUUACAAUCAUAACUAUGUGAGAGGGUCCAUAACAAUCUACAUCAUCAACCUGCAUCGGUCACGGAAGAAAAUCAAGUUGGCGGGGACAUUACGGAACAAUACGGUCCAUCAGUACCUGCUGCAACCCUACGGCACUGACGGACUCAAAGCCAAAUUUGUCCAGCUGAACGGGGAAAAGCUGCUCAUGAUGGACAAUGAGACAUUCCCAGAGUUGAAGCCUAAGACACUGAGGGCUGGACGGACUAUAGCAAUGCCUCCAAUGACCAUAGGUUUUUAUGUCAUCAAAAACAUUAACGCAUACGCCUGCCGGAGAUAACACUGACCUGUCACCCCUGAGUUACAGGGUGAUGCUCAGAAGUCUGCCAAACCACAAACUAUCUGCCAGCUGACCCAAAACAUAAAAACUGUGUGGCUGUUUUUUUCUUCUUCCAAAUUCCAUGAACACACAGGCAGGUCAAAAUACUUUUUUUAAGAUUUUUUUUUUCUUGUUUAAGGACGCUUAAGUAGAAUGGACGUUUUGAUUGAACACAGUACAGUCCUCUGCUUUAACGAAAGCUGCUCCAGGCAUUAUUUCAAUAGUAAUAUUUAAAUUACAAAUAAAGUAGGCCCUUCCCUUCUCUGAUCCAACAAGAAAUAUUUGCGCAAGACGCAUAAAAAGGGCUGCACUGAACUGAACUUUUCAGUUUUUCUCACCAGCAACUCCUCACGUGCUACACGACUUAGAUGAUUGUUUUUGGCUUCAUAUGAAGCUAUGCAAUAUCAUAAAAGUCCACAUUCUUUGACUUGAUUAAGCUAUAUUUUCUUCUCUUAGAUUGUAAAACCUAGAGUUUGUUAUCUCAAUUUCUGCCAAGAGUUUUCUUUUUUUCAAUCUUUCAGUGACAGACUAAGAGGAAACUGAACAGGCAGCGCUUCUGAGGCAAUACACAAGUCAGCUUCAGUUUGACUUGAUCCUCUCCACAAAGAGAAACGGCCAUGGUGUGUGUAGGGUCAGACUCUGUGCGUGCGUGCGUGUGUGCGUGCGUGUGUGUGUGUGUGUGUUAUAUUGAUAAAGCUACUGAUGUAUCUGUCCAGUCUGUUUAGCCUCUGAAAGUAAACCUUUUUCCCUUGCCAUAUCAAGUGGCUUACGGGGAAAAAUCUGUUUCUUUUUUGGGGGGGCUGUUUUCAUACAUUGUGUUCAUCAUUGCUUUUCUGCUGCAGGUUUCAGUUAAUUAACUGCAGAAUACGAUAGCCAGGACAUGUCUGUAGUGCUGUGAGCAGGGGCGUGUAUAGCUGACAAUGUGAACCUGUCCAUAACAUCUGUCUUCACAUGCAGCCUGCAUACACACAAAAUCUGAGUUUUGCUUUCAGUUCUAAAUUCCAAAAUACCCGUUUUUCAGGUAUAUUUUAACAACUGUCACUAUCUUCAGUUUGAUCUCACGUUUUAUAAUCAUCUUAUGCUGCUAGGUUUUUGUGUACUAAAUAUACAUGAUAUAUUUUACAUAAGUUUGUACAGAUUUACUGUCAUAUAUUAUUAGAUAACAUAUUGUACAUAAAAGAGUGAUGAAAGUAAGCUUGAUAUGUUUUCUUACACACAGUAUACACCUAAUUUAUAUGAUUAAAUACAUUUGUUUUAUCUUUAUAUUUCUAUAAUAUAAGACUGUUCUGUUAGUGGUACUAAUGUCCCAGCUCUAAAGGAAAAUCUAAAAUAAUUUGUUUUGUGUUAAAUAACAGGGUGACUGUCUUAAGAUGCAAGUGUCAUAGGUGCAUUUUAUUCUGCAAGAAAGGGAAUUACUGUAAUGUGGUUUAUGGCUCCUGAUGUUUCACAUUAAUUUUAGUUAUAAUUCAUAAUAUUUCAUCUCAUUUAAAGAUUGUUUUUUCAUUCUCUAGGUUAAUACCAUAGAGUGAAAAAAGUCAUUAUUUGUUGUGUAUUGGCUUGAAUAUGAAUAAUGGUAACAUUUCUACACUCUUGCAUGUUGGCAAGUAAGCAGGUUUGGGGCCCAAAAAUGUUAAAUAUAAAGAAUACUUGUCCUCUGAAUGUGUUCAUAAUUAAUGUAGAGAUGUUCAUAUUUCUUUUGGAGAGCAUUAUUUUAAUAUGUAAAG